AUGCAAAGAAAGCAUAGCGACUAUGAUGAAGAAGAUGCCUAUGAAUUAGAGAGGUCCAUAUCCAUGGCCAAUGUUACCAUUGAAAAUCAAUAUGCUAGACAAAUGGAAGAAGUUGAACGAGGCCAUUACUCUCCGACGUUUGUCUUUAAGCCUCAUCAUCAUUACCAAAAACAUCACUUUCCAACCACUCCCAUUCAAACUACAUCACCACUUUCAACAACCGAAAAACCACUCUCAUCCUUCCUAAAAUCAGCCUUUGAUUUGGCCCAAAUGGUCGCCGGAAUUUAUAUUUCAUUCAUGAUCAUGUCUUCGUAUCAAGAACAAAUUACACGAACACCCUACGGAGGAGAUAAUGAUUCUUCCUCUUCUACUGAAACAUCAACAACAACGAAUCAUCAUCAUCAUCAUUCGUCUCAUGAUUCCUCAUCAUCCACAUCCUCUGAAUUUUUCAAUUUUCCUCUUUUUCUAGUGUUCUUGCAAUGUGCUUUGAACGCUCUUGUGGUAUUUCUCAAAUUAAGAUGGCAUCCCAGUGAGCAUGGAAGGCGUUCCAAUGUUCCUCAACUAUAUUUCAUUGCUGCUUCUUUUGCAUAUGUGGUAGCAACAAGUUCGAGUAAUACUGCAUUACUCUAUGUGAAUUAUCCAACGCAAGUACUGGCAAAAAGUUGUAAGAUGAUUCCUGUCAUGUUGAUGGGCAUGUUAGUGGCUCGAAAAAAGUAUGAAUUUUCGCGGAUUGUUGCUGUUAUCAUGACGACGAUUGGAAUUUCAGUAUUUAUGAUUGAUCGAUUCGGACAUAAACAUUCACACGAUGGACCACAUGACAAUAAUAUUUGGGGAUUGAUUUUGCUGGUUAUUUCACUUGCUGCAGACGGCUCCACUAACUCAAUUCAAGAUUUAAUGAAAAGUUUUAGAGACAAGCCCACUGGAGAUGAGCUUAUGCUCUAUAUGAAUAGUUAUGCAACUAUUUUUGUGGCCAUCUCAAUGUUUUAUUAUGAUCAAUUUUUUCCAGCUGUUUCUUUUUGCAUUAGACAUACAGUCAUAAUUUAUCAUAUCAUUCUUUUUUGUGUUGCAAUGACGGUGGGACAAUUCUUUAUUUUUUGGUGUAUUGCAGUGUUUGGAACUUUGGAAUUAUCUAUCAUUACUACAACACGCAAAUUUUUUACAAUUUUGUGGAGCGUUUUCAGGUUUGGGCACGAAAUGAGCUUUAUUCAAUGGCUUGGAGUACUGAUUGUUUUUACAGGACUGAUGUAUGACAUUGUCAUUUCUGCACGAAAAGGGCACAAGAAAUCUAAUCAGAUUAAAGAGAAUUAA
Messenger RNA from Naegleria fowleri, 1308 nucleotides. RefSeq lists its product as uncharacterized. Gene Ontology annotation, biological process: UDP-galactose transmembrane transport. The coding region runs from base 1 to 1308 and encodes 435 amino acids. The record is from RefSeq and is a predicted model, not a curated record. Lineage: Eukaryota; Heterolobosea; Eutetramitea; Acrasida; Naegleriidae. Gene Ontology annotation, molecular function: UDP-galactose transmembrane transporter activity; UDP-glucose transmembrane transporter activity. The transcript is spliced from 2 exons. Gene Ontology annotation, cellular component: Golgi membrane; endoplasmic reticulum membrane.